Molecule: messenger RNA, 2346 nt
Organism: Daldinia caldariorum
Lineage: Eukaryota; Fungi; Ascomycota; Sordariomycetes; Xylariales; Hypoxylaceae
Product: SprT-like family-domain-containing protein
Exons: 2
Coding region: 1-2346 (781 amino acids)
Cellular component (GO): nucleus
Source: RefSeq, a predicted model, not a curated record
AUGUUAGGCGGGUUCGCGGAUAGCAGCGAGGAUGAAUUCCCCGAGAUAGAUCUGGUCGUCAGCCGCUAUCAUAAAGUAUCAGAGAAGUCGAAAGGUAAACGUGAUGAAGCACAUCGUGAAGCCGAACGAAAGGCGGCAAAGUCGAUUCCACAGACGGAAUGCGACGUGCCUUCUAAGUCAAAUCCAGCAGUUAAGGCAACACCUCUUCGACGACGAAAGCUAGGCCAGGGCCAAAUCGUGGACGGAUCUCUUUUAAAGCCAUGGGAUGACACCGCAAUUAUUAGGGGGAAGGGUAGCCACACAUCAAAGCCAACGACAACUCGUGCUCCUGUUCAAAAAACAAGCACUAAGCCAAAAGCAUCCUCUUUCGAUGCACCAAAUUCAGAUAUAUUACCAACCACAGCUCGUCAAGCGGGUUCCCUUACUAUUUCAUCCAGCACCAAGCCGGUUCUACUACCAAAGGCAAGGGAGACCUACAAUGAAAAAAGUAGACAGAAGGAUGAAAACAAAGAAACUAGACGGAUUUCUCGGAAGCCAGCUAAGAAAUCAAUACAGUCGGAUGAGUCUGAAGAAGAACUAGAAGAUGUAGAGACGAGCGAAGAAGAAGUAUCCGAGUUUGUCUCAAUAUCCGAAUCCGAAUCAGAUACGUGGAAUUCGGAUUCGGAGCAUUCCGAGCAUUCUUCAACACCACCUCCACGACGCUCAAAAAGUCCCAUAGCUCAAUGGGGAAGACCCCAGAGAAAGUUGUUUGGAGACCCAGGUAAAAAGGCGGCACCCAGCAACAAGCAACCUCAAGCGACCAUUGCCAACCCAAGCAAGCGCGGAUCCAAACAACGCGAUCAGGGGGAGAGUAUUCUUGACUACUUCAAGCCUUCUCGGUCAGGAAACCUAGAAGACGCAUUUCAAAAACUUCACAUCUUCAACGAGGACUCGGAUUCAGAUGAACCAUCAAGUAAGAGAGCCAAGAAUCCAGUGCUGGAGCCUACGACUCCAAAAAGGGCGCAGAAGACGCUACCCGCAUCUCCCCUCAAGACGCCUAGGAUCCCGGCAUCGCCCUGGAAGCCCGAGCAUAAGGAGUUCUGGGAUCCAGAGGUGAACUUCGCCUGGAUCGACGAGCACUCGCCGGAGAAGCCCAAGACCGAGGUGCCGGAGAAGGCGACUAAGGCGAAGAAGCAGCCGGGAGAAACCAAACGGAAGCCCGGCGCGAGCCCGGCGAAACAGCUCCGGGACGCCCGGCGCGCGUUCGACGCCAGCAAGGAGGACUUGGCGCGGACCUUCCUCUGCGAGUUAGACGAGCGCGUGACGAAGGGCCAGCUAGGGAAGCUCACGCGGGAAACGGGCGGGCUGCAGAUCAAGUGGUCCAACACGCUGCUCACGACGGCGGGGCGCGCACAUUGGAAAUGCCGGACCGAGUCGACGACGACGCGGCACGCCGACGGGACCAGCAGCCAGGGGGCCACGACGCGGAAGCACCACGCGUCCAUCGAGCUGGCGUCCAAGGUGCUCGGCAACGAGGCGGACCUCCUCAACACCGUCGCGCACGAGUUCUGCCACCUGGCCGUGUUCAUGCUCGGCGGGCCCAACGCCGAGCCGCGCGGCAUGGGCGAGAGAGCCAAGAAGCCGGCGGCCCACGGCCCCGAGUUCAAGGCCUGGGGCGCGCGGUGCGGCGCCCUGUUCGGCGGCCGCGGCAUCCAGGUCACCACCAAGCACAACUAUGAGAUCGAGUUCAAGUACAUAUGGCGCUGCGGGGACUGCGCCAUCGAGGUUAAGAGGCAUUCGAAGAGCGUGGACCCCGAGCGCCAGCGGUGCGGUGGGUGUCAUGGGAAACUCGUCCAGAUUAAGCCUGUGCCGCGGGGUGCUGGUGCUGGUGCCGGUGCUGCUACCAAAGCCGAUGCUGGUGCUACAGGGGGUAACAGCACCGAGGCAGGCGGAAACGGAAACGGGAGCGGAAGCGGCAACAAGAAACACGGUGGCGCGGCAGCCAUGCCGAAAAAGAGGAGCGCGUGGCAGGAGUUCAUGACCAAGGAAACGCGCGUCUUGAGCCAGACGAAUCCCGGACUGUCGUUCAAGGAGCGGAUGGCGCUCAUAUCGGCGCGGUGGCAGGAGCAGCAGAAGAAGCAGAACAAGACGAAUAAUAACACCGCCACUACCACCAACAACAACAACAAUAAGGGGAAACAGGCUGUGAAGGAGUUGCAAAGCGCGGUUGAGAUCCUGACGAUCGACGACGAUGAAGACGACGACGAUGAGGGGGGCAAGCAGGACGAGGAAGAAGAAGGCGAAGGCGAACAAAAGGAAGUGGAAGAACAAGAUACGGACGGCAAGCCCUAUGACAUCUUUGCGUAG